GGUCGCAGGCAUGGCGGCCGCCGUGCGGCUAGCGCUCCCCGUACUGCUUGUUCUGGGGCCCGGCUGGAGCCAAGCAGAGCCCCCACGCGACAGCCUGCGGGAGGAGCUGGUCAUUACCCCGCUGCCCUCUGGAGAUGUAGCCGCCACGUUUCAGUUCCGCACGCGCUGGGACUCGGACCUGCAGCAGGGAGACGUGUCUCAUUAUAGGCUUUUCCCCAAAGCUCUGGGACAGUUGAUCUCCAAGUAUUCGCUGCGAGAACUGCACCUAUCAUUCACGCAAGGCUUCUGGAGGACCAGAUACUGGGGUCCACCCCUUCUGCAGGCCCCAUCAGGUGCAGAACUUUGGGCCUGGUUCCAAGACACUGUCACUGACGUGGAUGAAUCUUGGACAGAGCUCAGUAAUGUCCUCUCGGGAAUCUUCUGCGCCUCUCUCAACUUCAUCGACUCCACCAACACAGUCACUCCCACAGCCUCCUUCAAACCACUGGGUCUGGCCAGUAACACUGAUCCCUCCUUCCUGCGCUACGCUGUCCUGCCCCGGGAAGUCGUCUGUACUGAGAACCUCACCCCAUGGAAGAAGCUCUUGCCCUGUAGUUCCAAGGCAGGCCUGUCAGUGCUGCUAAAGGCUGAUCACCUGUUUCACACUAGCUAUCACUCGCAGGCUGUGCAUAUCCGCCCUGUUUGCAGAAAUGCUCGCUGCACCAGCAUCUCUUGGGAGUUGCGGCAGACUCUCACCGUGGUCUUUGAUGCAUUCAUCACUGGGAAGGGGAAGAAAGAUUGGUCCCUCUUCCGGAUGUUCUCCCGAACCCUCACAGAGCCCUGUCCUCUGGCUUCAGAGAGCCGUGUCUACGUGGACAUCACCAACUACAACCAGGACAAUGAAACUCUGGAAGUGAGCCCACCCCCCACCUCUACAUACCAGGAUGUCAUCUUGGGCUCCCAGAAGACCUAUGCUGUGUACGAUUUGUUUGAUGCAGCCACCAUCAACGGCUCCCGCAAUCUCAAUCUGCAGCUCAAGUGGAAGAGACCCUCAGAGAGUGAGACUCCCCCGGUGCCCUUCCUGCAUGCUCAGCGGUAUGUGAGCGGCUACGGACUGCAGAGUGGGGAGCUGAGCACGCUGCUGUAUAAUACACACCCCAACCGUGCCUUCCCCGUGCUGCUGCUGGACACCGUGCCCUGGUACCUACGACUGUACGUGCACACCCUCACCAUCACCUCCAAGGGCAAGGAGAACAAGCCAAGUUACAUUCACUACCAGCCUGCUCAGGAUCGACUGCAGCCCCACCUCCUGGAGAUGCUGGUUCAACUGCCUGCCAACUCAGUCACCAAAGUCUCCAUUCAGUUUGAGCGGGCACUACUCAAGUGGACGGAGUACACACCAGACCCCAAUCAUGGCUUCUACAUCAGCCCUUCAGUCCUCAGUGCACUUGUGCCCAGCCCGGUGGCAUCCCGAGCAGUAGACUGGGAGGAGAGCCCACUCUUCCGUUCCCUGCUCCCAGUGUCUGAUGGCUCCAGCUUCUUCGUCAGACUCUACACUGAGCCAUUGCUGGUGAACCUGCCCACGCCGGACUUCAGCAUGCCCUACAACGUCAUCUGCCUCACCUGCACUGUGGUGGCCGUGUGCUACGGCUCCUUCUACAACCUGCUCACCCGCACCUUCCACAUUGAGGAGCCCAAAAGCGGGGGCUUGGCCAAGCGCCUGGCUAACCUCAUCCGGCGGGCCCGGGGUGUGCCCCCGCUCUGAGGACCCCACUUUUUCACAACCUGACUUAUGUUUAUCUCUCUUCGUCUUGUCUUUGUCUCUGGUGACCACACAGUCAUCACUUUUUGCCACUUGCAGAAAGCCACUCCUGGGUUAGUUGUUGACGCAAAAACUGCUACUGGUAUGGGAGUAGGCUUGCAUAGUGCUGAAGCCACCCCACCAGGUGUGGUGGCUGACCUCAAAACAAUUUCACUUUCGAAUUCAC
Messenger RNA from Suncus etruscus (white-toothed pygmy shrew), 1967 nucleotides. It is a transcript of the gene PIGT, whose product is annotated as phosphatidylinositol glycan anchor biosynthesis class T. NCBI's taxonomy places the organism in Eukaryota, Metazoa, Chordata, Mammalia, Eulipotyphla, Soricidae. The record is from RefSeq and is a predicted model, not a curated record. Gene Ontology annotation, cellular component: GPI-anchor transamidase complex. The coding region runs from base 11 to 1744 and encodes 577 amino acids. Gene Ontology annotation, biological process: attachment of GPI anchor to protein. The transcript is spliced from 12 exons.